Messenger RNA from Lachancea dasiensis, 1074 nucleotides. The record is from the annotation of a GenBank genome assembly. NCBI's taxonomy places the organism in Eukaryota, Fungi, Ascomycota, Saccharomycetes, Saccharomycetales, Saccharomycetaceae.
AUGUCGCUACCCACAGCUGCUUCUGCGAAUGCCGCUGCAUCAGCACGGAGAAGGGGGCCCAACUUAAACAUAGUUGUAUCAUGCCCGGAGUGUAAGGUGUAUCCGCCAAAAGUUGCGGAGCGUUUUAGCGAGGGGGACGUUGUUUGUGCUCUGUGCGGUUUGGUCCUUUCCGAUAGGAUAGUGGAUACACGUUCCGAAUGGCGUACAUUUUCAAAUGACGACCAAAAUGGUGACGAUCCUAGCCGUGUUGGUGAGGCCUCUAAUCCACUUUUGGACGGCAACCACUUGUCUACAAGAAUAGGCCAGGCCCAGGGUAGCGAUAUUAAGCUCAUGCGUGACCUGAGCCGUGCCCAGAGUAAGAGUAUAGUCGACAAGAAGGAUAACGAACUACAAGCGGCCUACGCCAGGAUCACCAUGAUGUGUGAUGCAGCGGAACUGCCAAAGAUCGUGAAAGACUGUGCUAAGGAAGCAUACAAAAUCUGUUACGAGGAACGAGCAUUGAAGGGCAAGUCCCAGGAGAGUAUCAUGGCAUCCGUUAUCCUAGUAGGGUGUCGAAGAGCUGAGGUUGGAAGAUCCUUCAAGGAAAUUUUGUCUUUAACCAACGUCAGAAAGAAAGAAAUUGGGAAAACUUUUAGCAUCAUAAAGAAUAUUCUGAGGGAAAAGAACGCCAACGGUUUUGCAAAUAUUGAUACAACUACAAUUUCGUCGGGUCAAACGUCGGCGGAAACUUUUAUCCCCAGAUUUUGUUCACAUUUGGGUCUCCCAGUUCAAAUUGCCAAUGCGGCUGAGUAUACUGCCAAGCAUUCCAAAGAUAUUAAUGUCUUGGCCGGUAAGUCACCUAUCACUAUCGCAGCUUCUGCCAUCUAUCUGGCUAUCCAGCUGUUUAAGGUGAACAUCUCUGCCACCCAAGUGUCUCAUACACUGCAAGUAACAGAGGGAACGAUAAAAGGUGGCUACAAAAUACUUUAUGAGUAUAGAGAUAAGGUAGUGGACCCUCAGUUGAUCACUUCCGGAAAAAUCAAUUUGGAUAGCCUGUCAAAGGUCAGCGAUAAGCUCGAAAAGGCAUCUGACUAG